Molecule: messenger RNA, 1312 nt
Organism: Drosophila novamexicana
Lineage: Eukaryota; Metazoa; Arthropoda; Insecta; Diptera; Drosophilidae
Exons: 2
Coding region: 149-679 (176 amino acids)
Source: RefSeq, a predicted model, not a curated record
UUGAUGGAAAAAGGCGUCCAAACGAGUCGGGGGUUGGGUCUAUUCUUAAAUUUGUUGUAUAGUCUUAUUAGUACAAAUACUUGCAUUUACUGAUAACACUCUGUUCUAUACCUUCAUUGUUCCAAAGUCAAGUGGAAUCUUACAGAGCAUGGAGCUAUUGAAGAGUAUCAAUAAUAAAGAAAUUUUCAUGGAGGUUCUUCAUUUGUCUAUUGAGUUUUUGAUUGGCAACAUCAACGAGCAACAGGCACUACGUUUUUCACACAAGUUCGGGUUCCAAAAUCCCGACGAUUUCUUACUUGCUACGCGCACAAUAUCCAAGUACUACAAACAAUGUUGUUCAGAUGGUGGGGAUACGGAUAUUUCUGAAAAAUUGCCCUAUUUGAGUCCCGAGCUAAGACCCCUUGUGCCCUUGGUGCUAGCGGCGAGACUCGAUGCAGUCGAAUUAGCCCUUGGAAGAAGCGAAUACCUAAAGAAUCACGUCAAGUUUGUGAUGUCCUUCUCCUGGGACACGCGCCUUAUAUUGGGCGACAGCAGUUUUAGAAGCAAUAUUCGGCAAGUGGCAACAAUAAAUUUGCAUUGCCAAUCAAAUUCGAAUCGCGAAGUAAUCUUCUUUGAAAUGGAUCUUCAAAAACUUUGCGCUAUGAUUGAAGUACUUGAAAAGUCUCUUAAGAGAGUUUAAGUUGUUAUAAUAUGAAUCUAAAUAUUCUUAAGACUAUAUUUAUGCAAUUGUAAAUAUGUAUAUUCCCGAAAUACAAUAAUAUGUUUAUGUAUGAUAAGAAACUAGAUAACACAAACAUAAUUUAUACGUGCUUGAGCUAUAUUCCGCGGAUGUAAUUCUACAUUUUUGUUGCAAACAUCAAAUGUUGUGGUCUAUAUUCCAAGUUUAAAACCUCUAGAUAUGACUUUCGACUCGUCCGCACUGAAUCAUACAUUUCAGUCAAAUUGUAAGUCAUCCAAAACAACAAUUAAUUUCAUUAUAGCAAUAAGUAGACCAGGUGAUCCAGCUUUUUAAGGGAAGUUGGAUUUGAAUUUAAUCUGUAAAUAUGCCAACGAGCAGGCCUUGGGAGCCCUUUACAAAGCUUAUACUAUUUCUUACUAACAAAUCUUCUUACUAAAUCGACACAAAUCAUAAAUAUGUUGUCAGAACAAACUAUUUGUUAUCGUAGAAAUGUUUAUGUAGAAAUAAAAACAAUAUCUUAAAGCGGGCUACACACGCAUGUUAUUAAAAACUUAAAUUAUGAAUAUCAUAAGGAAUUCAUUGAAUAUUCUCUUAAAUCUGGGUUUUACUUAUUUUUUUAUUACAUAUAUAAAU